Messenger RNA from Fusarium fujikuroi IMI 58289, 1086 nucleotides. RefSeq names its product related to integral membrane protein PTH11. The record is from RefSeq and is a predicted model, not a curated record. NCBI's taxonomy places the organism in Eukaryota, Fungi, Ascomycota, Sordariomycetes, Hypocreales, Nectriaceae. The coding region runs from base 1 to 1086 and encodes 361 amino acids. The transcript is spliced from 8 exons.
AUGUCAGGCUGGACUUACAACGCCCCGAGCGGCUCGCCAACCGAUGGCCCUCAAAUCACGUCCAUCGCUGUCGUAUUCACAGCUGUUGCGCUCCUUACGGUUCUCUUGAGAGUUUACGUCAGAGGGUUUAUGCUCAAGUCGGUGGGAGCUGAUGACUGGAUCAUCAUCGCGACAUGGAUCGCGAGCUGCGGGUUCGCUGUUGUUACAGUGAUACAAACGAAAUGGGGACUCGGAUUGAAGAAACUCGAUGACUUGCCUCAGCAAAACUACUACAACUUCAUGCUGCUACAAUUCAUGGGCGCGCCAUUUUACAUCUCUAGUAUCUUAGGGUUCAAGCUCAGCCUUUUGAUCUCGUACUUGAGGUUCAUGGCCUCAGGAAUCUGGUACAAAGUCACUUUCGGCGUUGCUGUUGCCUGCACGUUGUUCCAUAUUUCGUUCUUGAUUGCGCAGAUUAACCUCUGUACACCUGUUCGAAAACAAUGGGAUUUGAGCAUUACACACGGUUCUUGUCUCAAAGGCGUGCCUAUGUACACCACCAUGGCCUCAAUCACCAUCGUAUUUGAUGUCGUCGUCAUGAUGCUCCCUUUCCCGACAUUACUCAAGCUCCAGAUGCCGAACCGCAAGAAAGUCGUCCUUCUCGGUCUUUUCGCCAUGGGGAUCUUCAUCUCCAUCAUCCAAAUCGUCCGCAUCCAGACCAUAAAAUCCCUCUCCAACCUCCUCGACUCCGCAGGCCUCAUCAAAUGGUCAAUGGUCGAGAACAACCUCGGAAUAAUCGUCGCCUGCGUCCCGACCCUCGCCCCUCUGGUGCGCUACUUCAGCGAGCAGUCCCGCGUCGGGAGUCGCAGCCGCAGCAAGUCACAGAACAAUUCCGGUUACGCGUUGCAGUCGACCUACCGCAAGAACCUUUCCCGAAGAAGCGGACUGCAACCUUUGGGUAGUGGGGUUGAUGAGCAGAUUGGUGAUAGUGCAGAGGACAUUUUGGCCAAGGAGGAUGGAAUCAUGCGCAAGACAGAAAUUGUGAUUAGUUCAGCUCAGGGACCGGCGGAUAGGGGAGAGCUCACUCCGGGACACUAUCAUGGGAGGUAG